GCGAGUGGGCGCGCCGGUGCGGCAAGCGCGCUCUUCAGUGUUCUGGCUGAGCUUCAAGCGAACGCGUGCGAGAUCAGUGUCGUCCGUCACGUAGGUGCUCCAUACCUUAUCAGAGUAGAGCACAAGCCGCUCGGAGUCUCUGGAACUGUUGAUAACGAUUGGUGAACUGUAUUGAGUGUCUCUGCUGGUGCUGCAUGCACAACUCGCAGAGAGCUCGUGACUGUAAGGUGGCCCGACCAUGUUGAUAUCGGCGGGCAGUGGCCCCACGCCCGAGUUUUCCCCUGCGUCGUGCUGCGCCUCCUGGAAAAUGGAGCCGGCGCCACCUGCGCCCGCGGCCAUCACACAACCGCUAAACAUAUCGCCCAACGUGCCGGUGUCGCCGUCGUCGUCAGCGGGAGGCGCGGGCGGGGGUUCCGGGACCCCCCUAUACCCCGGAGCUGCUUCGCAUCCCCUUUCUUCCCUUCUAUCGCAACAGAGGCUCCUAGAAUUAUCCCGCUUCGGGCUGAGGCAUUACGACAUCGCGCACCAUGUGCUGUCGCAGCAAGGUGCUGUAACUAAAUUGCUUGGUACGCUACGACCGCCUGGUCUCAUCGGUGGCAGCAAACCAAAAGUGGCGACGCCAGCGGUAGUAUCAAAAAUAGAACAAUAUAAAAGAGAAAACCCAACAAUCUUCGCGUGGGAGAUCCGCGAGAGGCUGAUCUCAGAAGGUGUGUGCACAAACGCCACGGCCCCCAGCGUGUCGUCCAUAAAUAGAAUAUUAAGAAACCGGGCUGCGGAGCGAGCUGCAGCUGAGUUCGCCAGAGCUGCAGGUUACGGGCUGUAUGCCGCACCACCGCCGUACGGUGCGUUCCCCUGGGCCGGAGGCGGAGGAGUCUGGCCUCCUGGCACUCUUCCUCUGGGUCCAGGCGUGCCAGGCCCCCCUACUGGAGUUCCACAUCCAGAUGCUGUCCAACAAGGAUUUUUGUCUUCUGGACGUGGAUUAAUAGAUGUCGAUGGCGAUGACUCCGGUUCUUUAGACGGUGAACAACCUAAAUUUAGACGGAAUCGCACAACUUUUAGCCAAGAUCAACUUGAAGAAUUAGAAAAAGAAUUCGAGAAAUCUCAUUACCCCUGCGUAUCCACCAGAGAAAGACUUGCUUCUAAAACAUCCCUUUCAGAGGCUAGAGUUCAGGUUUGGUUUUCCAACAGACGAGCCAAGUGGAGACGCCACCAGCGCAUGAACCUCCUGAAGCGCGGUGGCGGCUCGCCCCCGCACCGCCUCCCGCACUCCCCCUCCCGAUCCCGUUCGCGUUCUUUGUCCCCCGCGCGCGUCCCUUACCACACUCCACAAAUGGGCGGCGAGAAUAGCGCGUUCAAGUCGCUCUCGCAUCAAGACACAAGUGCCCUGAAAGCUCUCUCACAUCAAGCUCAGUUUGAUACAAACGCACUGAAAAUGUUGUCACAGCAGACUAAUUACGAAGGCGGGGCGUUUAAACCUCAUCCCGCUUUGGAAAACAGCGCGUUCAAAGCACUCGUGCCACAUUCCGCCGCCGCGGCUUUAUUGGCGGCGCAGUCGAUACAGUUGGCUCGGGGAUACGAAUCGCAUUCCGAUUCAGAUGAGGAGAUAAAUGUCCAUGACGAAAGCGAUGAUGAUGAAGAGAAGAAGAAGAAUAGUACGAGGUCUAAAUCGGCGAGUCCGUGUCGGCAGCGGCCGGCGGCGUCCAAUGAUCUGCCGCUGCAGCUCACCAAGCACGACCGUUGACACAAUCGCUAUAAUUUAUUUACCGAUUUAAGUAUUAUCGAACAUAUCAAAUACCCUUGUUCCGAAUGUAUACAUUAAUAUUCUAGAGAGCAUAAACUCUAGAUAAUUCUUGUAAAUUAAUGUAGAUAUGUAGAUAUCGUUAAUUAUAGUGGCAAAUAGAGAUGAAUUUAAUAGAUUUUGCACAAAACAUUUUAUUUAUAACGUAAGUUAACAAUUUGUACCUAUUUGUCUACUUUAAGUUAUUUAAUAUUUAAACACACCCAUGUUUGUACAUUGCUAGAGGCAGAUGUAAAUGUCUAUUAUUAAUUGGUGUUUAGCAGACUUGGGAAAUUGUUGAUGUAUUGAGGAGAAAAUACCAAAGUAUUUCUAUAUUUCAUGUUAAAGUACGGUUUCAGGGAAAUAAAGUUCCUAAUACUUUUAACUUAACAAGAUCAGCUUAAGAUUUGUUUGCAUAUUUAUCUCUAAAGUAAUAUUAUCUAUUGUUCGUGUAUUAUAGAUAAAUAUCAAUCAUCUAUACGUUCUACUUAUUGUAUUUACAUACCCAUUGGCAUUGUAUUAAGAUUUAAGGGGUCAUUAAAAUUCCUAUCCUUAUUAUUUAAGUAUGAGCUCAUAAUAUGUAAAUAUUGUUGAAUGUCUUGAGCUAAAGGUACUAUUUAUUGUUUAAUUUAGUUAAUGUACAGUGUAGCAGAUUUACGAAAAUAUAAAAAAUUAAAACAUGA
This is a messenger RNA of Manduca sexta (tobacco hornworm), 2460 nucleotides long. RefSeq names its product paired box protein Pax-6. The record is from RefSeq and is a predicted model, not a curated record. Lineage: Eukaryota; Metazoa; Arthropoda; Insecta; Lepidoptera; Sphingidae. Bases 239 to 1741 code for a protein of 500 amino acids. The transcript is spliced from 6 exons. Gene Ontology annotation, molecular function: DNA-binding transcription factor activity, RNA polymerase II-specific; RNA polymerase II cis-regulatory region sequence-specific DNA binding. Gene Ontology annotation, biological process: anatomical structure development; regulation of transcription by RNA polymerase II.